UUCUCCCCGCUGUCCUCCGUUCCUUCCCCACCUCCCUUCCCCCAAGGAGGGAAGCUGUUUUCGUAGAGAGGUUUUUUUCUUUUCUCCGCCCGCCUUCUCCCUGCCCCCCCCGCAGCACUUUAUCCCACCUUCCUCUCCUCUCACCCCGACGGUCCCCCCUUUUGUAUGCGCCACCGUAUCUGGGGGUCCAAAUCGCCAACGGUCGGGAAGGCAAAGCAACCCCCCACACCCGGGACCAAUCAGUUCCGACCCGCCCCACCCGGGGAGGAGGAAGAGGAGGAAGAAGGGGGCGAAGAAGCACGAUUCUAGAGCCGUCCACGGAGCCGCUGCCCGGCAGGAACCCGGCGCGCCCUAAGCAUGGUCACUCAGAUAAUCAGCACAAUGGAGACCCAGGUGUCCAAUGGCCCCACAAGCAACAGUUCUCUCCCCAACGGGCCACUGAUUAGUGCCAAUGGUGCCACUGAUGACUCCAAAACUAACCUCAUAGUCAACUACCUGCCCCAGAACAUGACACAGGAAGAAUUCAAGAGUCUCUUUGGAAGCAUUGGAGAGAUUGAAUCCUGUAAACUGGUCAGAGACAAAAUCACAGGGCAGAGCUUAGGCUACGGCUUUGUCAAUUAUGUUGACUCUAAUGAUGCUGAUAAAGCAAUCAACACGUUGAAUGGACUUAAACUACAGACAAAAACAAUCAAGGUGUCCUACGCCCGGCCUAGCUCAGCAUCCAUCCGUGACGCCAAUCUCUAUGUGAGUGGCUUGCCCAAGACCAUGAGCCAGAAAGAGAUGGAGCAGCUCUUCUCACAGUAUGGACGUAUCAUCACCUCCCGCAUCCUUGUUGAUCAGGUCACAGGUGUAUCCAGAGGAGUAGGCUUCAUCCGCUUUGACAAGAGAAUAGAAGCUGAGGAGGCCAUCAAGGGGCUGAAUGGGCAGAAACCACUAGGUGCCAGUGAGCCCAUCACAGUCAAGUUUGCCAACAACCCCAGCCAGAAGACAGGACAAGCCUUGCUAACACAUCUGUACCAGACCACAGCUCGGCGGUACACAGGACCCUUGCACCACCAGACUCAGCGAUUCAGGCUCGACAAUUUGCUAAACAUGGCAUACGGCGUCAAGAGGUUCUCUCCCAUCACGAUCGACAGCAUGACCAGCCUGGCGGGAGUCAACCUGACAGGGGCCUCCAGUGCCGGCUGGUGCAUCUUUGUGUACAACCUCUCCCCAGAGGCAGACGAGAGUGUCCUGUGGCAGCUCUUUGGGCCCUUUGGGGCAGUCACCAACGUCAAAGUGAUCCGCGAUUUCACCACCAACAAGUGCAAGGGCUUUGGCUUUGUCACCAUGACCAACUAUGAUGAAGCAGCAAUGGCCAUCGCCAGUCUCAAUGGCUACCGAUUGGGUGACCGAAUACUCCAGGUUUCCUUCAAGACCAGUUUCCUGACCCUGGAGGAUGAAAACCACUCUCUGUAAGGUGUGAUAGAAACACUCCCGACCCUGAAUAUUGUGGAUCAACAAAUCCAAGAAUGUCAUGACUGCUUUUCUGAGCUAGCCUAGGGGGAGGAGUUACAACGAUCCAGCUCACCACCUUUGUUCUCCUUGGAUGCAAAAAAAAAAAAAAAGGACAAAUGUGGUGGGUGGAGAAUGCUCUCAUCUCAUCCCUUGGUCUAAAACAGUAGCGAUAUUGGUUGUUAAUCCCACCACUUUGCCUGGCCCUUAAUUAGAAUUAUGUAUUUGGGAAAUAAACCCAAUCCCAUAAGUCCUGAAUAAGGGUCUUUCCUGCCUGUCCCCAGAAAAUCAAAAGCCCUUAUUUUUUUUGUUCUGGUUUGUAAGUUUACAUAUCAGGUUUGGUAAUUUGCUUACUUCCUUGCAUAAUUUGGAUUAAAAUAAGAGCAUGGGUCAUGGAGAUAUUAAGCACAGAGGCCAGGGGUCUGAUACAGAGUCCAAGAUUCCUAGAGUCAAUGGCUUUUUGUCAGGUUGCGUGGACUAGGUGGGCCAAGGUUCUUUUAGAUCAGAUAUAUGGACUUGCUCACUAUUUAAAUCAGGUGAUAGUUUAGUUCAACCUGCUGUUUUGCCUCCUUUCCAAAAUCAAGCCUGUCAAGCCUUUCUUUCUUAGAAAUAUUUAGGUGGAGAAUUUGUAGGACCGAGCAUGGGGCCAUCUGAAAGAAAGAGCCCCCCCCCCCAAGUUGUGUUCAUUGACUAUUUGAGACUAGAAAGGUGUUUUUGAUAAAGGGGAAGGUCCUGAAGUGGGGAUGGGUGAGGGGUGAGGUCUUCCUAUCUCUUUUUCAACGUUAGAUCAAACAAAUGACAAACAAAGGAGAAAAAUAAUACCCUAAAGAGGCUGAAGUAGGAAACAAAACAACGAAAACAAAAACUUUAAAAGAUUUUAAAAAAACUCUAUUUUUAUAAAAAAGGAAAAGAGACCUUGUUGGAAAUUUUUACUGGGAUUCUUGAACUUCUCACACACUCAUGAAAAUUAAUUUAACGGAAGAAAAAGCUAGCAUGUCACUAAGUGCCAUUGCUCUGCACACCCCAAUCCUUUGUUCCCAAGAGCCUUUCCAGAAAACUAAUGAUGCCCAUAUUUUGCAGGUUCAGCUAGCCUGGAGUGACGUAGUCCUCAUAUGAGGAAUUGGGGUGGGAAUAUUAGCCUUGCUGCAAGUGGGAAAAUCUUGCUGUGGGUUUGAGCUGGGGGAUAGUCAGGGUAUGGUUUACAUUUUGAGCUGGGAUGGUUCCCUCUUCAAAGCUGAGUCUUUCCUUCCCUGUGUAUAUUCCACCCAGGUUUAUAAAAUGACCUGGCAGUGCCAGGGGUGGGGGUGAGCAUGAUUUUUGUCAGGAGAGGAUUUAACACCAAGAGUAGCUGAGUCCUCCAGCACUAUGGGGUCUCACAGUGACUGAAGACAUUAAAAAAAGUUUCAAAAUUAAUUAAUGGCAUUCAAUUAAUGGCAUAGGAGGUGUUGAGGCCAGGGGAAAGAUGUGGCUUUUUGUUAGUCAUGUCUUGAGCAUUAUGCAGCAGAUGCCUGCUGUGCCACUCACAUAGGCAUGUUGCACAAGCACCCCAAACAGCAAUGGACAAAGGCAAUACACUUGCUUCACAAAGGAAACAUGGAGGGGAAGGUAUCUGGUUCGCUUGACCUAUUGUAUGUUUUGAAGAUCGUGCGGGGAACCUCCUUGCACCUGCCCACCCCUCAAUUGCCUGGAAAGUCCUUGAGGUUCUUGUGCA
Messenger RNA from Rhineura floridana, 3205 nucleotides. RefSeq names its product ELAV like RNA binding protein 3 (gene ELAVL3). The transcript has 8 exons. Gene Ontology annotation, molecular function: RNA binding. The record is from RefSeq and is a predicted model, not a curated record. Bases 358 to 1458 code for a protein of 366 amino acids. Lineage: Eukaryota; Metazoa; Chordata; Lepidosauria; Squamata; Rhineuridae. Gene Ontology annotation, cellular component: ribonucleoprotein complex.